CCCACAGCCCUGGACGCAGGGUAAACAGCCCAGAGCCUCUGCUCAAAGGGAAACAAAAGAGACAGCCUGUGUUCCCAUGGCUAUGGCCAGCACCUUCAUACCCGGGCUGAACCCUCAGAAUCCUCAUUAUAUCCCAGGGUACACCGGACACUGCCCACUGCUUCGGUUCAGCAUGGGCCAGACCUAUGGGCAGAUGACCGGUCAGCUACUCCGGGGAGCUCCUGGCAUAGCCUGGCCCCCUGCCCAUCGCAUACUUCUGCCUCCCAUUCGGCCUCCAAGAUCUCCUGAGGUUCCUCGUGGAAGCCUGCCUGUCAGGCGUGGGCACAAGAGGCUCAGUUCCAGCAUGAUCCCUGGGUACACAGGUUUUAUCCCCCAGGCACAGUUCAUCUUUGCCAAGAACUGCAGCCAGGUCUGGGCUGAGGCUCUGAAUGAUUUUACUCAGUGGCACGGAGAACAAGGGAGUCAGGAGCUGUCAAAGCAGGUCAAGGGAGAAGAUGUGGAGGAAGACCAAGAAUCAGAGCCAAAGCUGAAGCCAGAGCUGGAGGCGCAAGGGGCAGAGCUGGGGCAGGAGGCAGGACAAGCUUCCCCCUAUUCCAUGGAUGACGGAGAUCCUCACAAGUUCUUCAUGUCAGGUUUCACUGGCUAUGUGCCCCGUGCCCGCUUCCUCUUCGGCUCCAGCUUUCCUGUGCUCACCAACCAGGCACUGCAGGAAUUUGGACAGAUGUGCUCACAGGGCAAACCCCAGAAGGAUCUCAAACAUCUCCCCCCAAUUUCAAGGACCUACCCUCAGAACCUGGGUCUUUUGCCUAACUAUGGGGGCUAUGUGCCAGGAUAUAAGUUCCAGUUUGGCCGCACAUACGGGCAUCUCACCCAGGAUGCUCUGGGCCUCAGCGCCAUCCAGAAGCAGCUCGUGGCGUAGGUACCUGGACUUCAAACUCCUCCUUCCCUUUUCAUGUAUCCCAGCCAUGCUUUUGGAAGAGAGAGAGAUGGGCUGGAGGGUAGGGGGAGGCACAGAGAGAAUGGUUUGGAGGCCAAGCACCUUUUUUAUUAAUAGGUGUAAUAAAUAAAUAAAUAAAUAC
Messenger RNA from Myotis myotis, 1079 nucleotides. RefSeq names its product family with sequence similarity 166 member B (gene CIMIP2B). Lineage: Eukaryota; Metazoa; Chordata; Mammalia; Chiroptera; Vespertilionidae. Bases 77 to 919 code for a protein of 280 amino acids. The record is from RefSeq and is a predicted model, not a curated record. The transcript is spliced from 6 exons.